GGACAUAGGAUGACCCCAGCCUGUCCCCUCUUACUAUCUGUGAUUCUGUCCCUGCGCCUGGCCGCCGCCUUCGACCCCGCCCCCAGCGCCUGCUCCGCCCUGGCCUCGGGCGUGCUCUACGGGGCCUUCUCACUGCAGGACCUCUUUCCCACCAUCGCCUCUGGCUGCUCCUGGACCCUGGAGAACCCUGACCCCACCAAGUACUCCCUCUACCUGCGCUUCAAUCGCCAGGAGCAGGUGUGCACACACUUUGCCCCCCGUCUGCUGCCCCUGGACCACUACCUGGUCAACUUUACCUGCCUGCGGCCUAGCCCGGAGGAGGCGGUGGCCCAGGUGGAGGCAGAGGCGGGGCGGCCAGAGGAGGAGGAGGAGGCCGCAGCAGGGCUGGAACUGUGCGGUGGCUCGGGCCCCUUUACCUUCCUGCACUUCGACAAGAACUUCGUGCAGCUGUGCCUGUCGGCAGAGCCCUCGGAGGCCCCGCGCCUGCUGGCGCCUGCCGCCCUGGCCUUCCGCUUCGUCGAGGUCUUGCUCAUCAACAACAACAACUCCAGCCAGUUCACCUGUGGUGUGCUCUGCCGCUGGAGUGAGGAGUGCGGCCGCGCUGCCGGCCGGGCCUGUGGCUUCGCCCAGCCGGGCUGCAGCUGCCCCGGGGAGGCGGGGGCCGGUCCCGCCACCACUACCACGCCUCCAGGCCCUCCGGCUGCCCACACUCUGUCCAAUGCCCUGGUGCCUGGGGGCCCGGCCCCACCCGCUGAGGCCGAUUUGCAUUCAGGGAGCAGCAAUGACCUGUUCACCACCGAGAUGAGAUAUGGUGAGGAGCCGGAAGAGGAACCGAAGGUGAAAACCCAGUGGCCAAGGUCUGCAGAUGAGCCUGGGCUAUACAUGGCGCAGACAGGCGACCCGGCGGCUGAGGAGUGGUCCCCGUGGAGCGUGUGUUCUCUGACGUGUGGGCAGGGUCUGCAGGUGCGGACCCGCUCCUGCGUGUCCUCCCCCUAUGGGACCCUGUGCAGCGGGCCCCUGCGGGAGACCCGGCCCUGCAACAAUUCAGCCACCUGCCCAGUGCACGGCGUGUGGGAGGAAUGGGGGUCCUGGAGCCUGUGCUCCCGCAGCUGCGGGCGGGGGUCCCGGAGCCGGAUGCGGACCUGCGUGCCCCCCCAGCACGGCGGCAAGGCCUGCGAGGGUCCCGAGCUGCAGACUAAGCUCUGCAGUAUGGCCGCCUGCCCGGUGGAAGGCCAGUGGCUAGAGUGGGGUCCCUGGGGCCCGUGCUCCACAUCUUGUGCCAACGGGACCCAGCAACGCAGCCGGAAGUGCAGUGUGGCGGGCCCAGCCUGGGCCACAUGUACGGGGGCCCUCACAGACACCCGCGAGUGCAGCAACCUCGAGUGCCCGGCCGCAGAUGGCAAGUGGGGGCCGUGGAACGCGUGGAGCCUGUGCUCCAAGACGUGUGACACAGGCUGGCAGCGCCGCUUCCGCAUGUGCCAGGCCACGGGCGCACAGGGCUACCCCUGCGAGGGCACCGGAGAGGAGGUGAAGCCUUGCAGUGAGAAGAGGUGUCCAGCCUUCCACGAGAUGUGCAGGGACGAGUAUGUGAUGCUGAUGACGUGGAAGAAAGCAGCUGCUGGCGAGAUCAUCUACAACAAGUGCCCCCCCAAUGCCUCAGGGUCUGCCAGCCGCCGCUGUCUCCUCAGUGCCCAGGGCGUGGCCUACUGGGGUCUGCCCAGCUUUGCCCGCUGCAUCUCCCACGAGUACCGCUACCUGUACCUGUCCCUUCGGGAGCACCUGGCCAAAGGGCAGCGCAUGCUGGCAGGGGAGGGCAUGUCCCAAGUGGUGCGCAGCCUGCAGGAGCUGCUGGCCCGGCGCACUUACUACAGUGGGGACCUGCUCUUCUCCGUGGACAUUCUAAGGAAUGUCACUGACACCUUCAAGAGGGCCACCUAUGUGCCCUCGGCGGACGACGUGCAGCGCUUCUUCCAGGUGGUGAGCUUCAUGGUGGAUGCAGAGAACAAGGAAAAGUGGGAUGAUGCUCAGCAGGUAUCCCCUGGCUCUGUGCACCUGCUGCGUGUUGUGGAGGACUUCAUUCACCUGGUGGGCGAUGCCCUCAAGGCCUUCCAGAGCUCUCUGAUUGUCACAGACAACCUGGUGAUCAGCAUUCAGCGCGAACCGGUCUCGGCCGUGUCCAGUGACAUCACGUUCCCCAUGCGUGGCCGCAGGGGCAUGAAGGACUGGGUGCGGCACUCGGAGGACCGCCUCUUCCUACCCAAGGAGGUGCUCAGCCUCUCCUCCCCGGGGAAGCCAGCUGCCUCCGGCCCAGUGGGUAGCCCUGGCAGGGGGAGGGGCCCAGGAACCGUGCCCCCUGGCCCCGGCCACUCCCACCAGCGCCUCCUGCCGGCAGACCCCGAGGAGUCGUCCUCCUACUUUGUGAUUGGUGCUGUGCUCUACCGCACGCUGGGCCUCAUCCUGCCGCCCCCCAGACCCCCGCUGGCCGUCACAUCCAGGGUGAUGACAGUGACUGUGCGGCCCCCCACCCAGCCACCAGCUGAGCCCCUUAUCACAGUGGAGCUCUCCUACAUCAUCAACGGCACCACUGAUCCCCACUGCGCCAGCUGGGACUACUCCAGAGCAGAUGCCAGCUCAGGGGACUGGGACACCGAGAGCUGCCAGACGCUAGAGACACAGGCGGCGCACACUCGCUGCCAGUGCCAGCACCUGUCCACCUUUGCUGUGCUGGCCCAGCCGCCCAAGGACCUGACCCUGGAGCUGGCAGGCUCCCCCUCGGUCCCCCUUGUGAUCGGCUGUGCCGUGUCCUGCAUGGCGCUGCUCACCCUCCUCGCCAUCUACGCCGCGUUCUGGAGAUUCAUAAAAUCCGAGCGCUCCAUCAUCUUGUUGAACUUCUGCCUGUCCAUCCUGGCGUCCAAUGUCCUGAUCCUCGUGGGCCAGUCACGGGUGCUGAGCAAGGGUGUAUGCACCAUGACUGCCGCCUUCUUGCACUUCUUCUUCCUCUCCUCCUUUUGCUGGGUGCUCACGGAGGCCUGGCAGUCCUACCUGGCUGUCAUCGGACGGAUGCGUACCCGCCUCGUUCGCAAGCGCUUCCUCUGCCUGGGCUGGGGUCUGCCGGCCCUGGUGGUGGCAGUGUCUGUCGGCUUUACCCGCACCAAAGGAUACGGUACAUCCAGCUACUGCUGGCUCUCCCUGGAGGGCGGCCUCCUCUAUGCCUUUGUGGGCCCUGCAGCUGUCAUUGUCCUGGUGAAUAUGCUCAUCGGGAUCAUCGUUUUCAACAAGCUCAUGGCACGUGAUGGCAUCUCGGACAAGUCCAAGAAGCAGAGGGCCGGGGCCUCACUCUGGAGCUCCUGCGUCGUGCUGCCCCUGCUGGCGCUCACCUGGAUGUCGGCCGUCCUGGCCAUGACGGACCGGCGCUCCGUGCUCUUCCAGGCCCUCUUUGCCGUCUUCAACUCGGCGCAGGGCUUUGUCAUCACCGCCGUGCACUGCUUCCUGCGCCGAGAGGUCCAGGAUGUGGUGAAGUGCCAGAUGGGUGUGUGCCGGGCCGAUGAGAGUGAAGACUCCCCUGACUCCUGUAAGAACGGGCAGCUGCAGAUCCUGUCAGACUUUGAAAAGGAUGUGGAUCUGGCUUGUCAGACAGUUCUGUUCAAGGAGGUCAACACUUGCAACCCAUCUACCAUCACGGGCACACUGUCCCGCCUGUCCCUGGACGAGGACGAGGAGCCCAAGUCCUGCCUUGUGGGUCCCGAGGGCGGCCUCAGCUUCUCACCACUGCCCGGGAAUAUCCUGGUGCCCAUGGCGGCCUCACCAGGGCUGGGGGAGCCACCGCCCCCCCAGGAGGCCAACCCCGUGUACAUGUGUGGGGAAGGCGGCCUGCGGCAGCUGGACCUCACGUGGCUUCGGCCCGAGCCGGGCUCCGAGGGGGACUACAUGGUGCUGCCCCGGCGGACUCUGAGCCUGCAGCCCGGCAGCGGGGGCGGGGCUGGCGAAGAGCCCCCAAGGGCCCGGCCCGAGGGCACCCCUCGGCGGGCUGCCAAGACACUGGCCCACCCUGAAGGCUACCCCAGCUUCCUGUCUGUGGACCACUCGGGCCUGGGGCUGGGCCCUGCCUAUGGGUCUCUGCAGAACCCCUACGGGAUGACCUUCCAGCCGCCCCCACCGACGCCCAGUGCCCGCCAAGUAUCUGAGCCGGGGGAACGCAGCCGGACCAUGCCCCGUACUGUGCCGGGCUCCACCAUGAAGCUGGGCUCCCUGGAGCGAAAGAAGUUACGAUAUUCAGACCUGGACUUUGAGAAGGUGAUGCACACCCGGAAGCGGCACUCGGAACUCUACCACGAGCUCAACCAGAAAUUCCACACUUUUGACCGCUACCAUAGCCAGUCCACAGCCAAGGAGAAGCCCAGCCCUGGGGAGCAUCCUGGCUUGUCCCAACAGCGGAGACACCAGAGCUGGAGCACCUUCAAGUCUAUGACGUUGGGCUCGCUGCCCCCCAAGCCCCGAGAACGGCUGGGCCUGCACCGAGCAGCCGCCUGGGAGCCCACAGAGCCACCUGAUGGUGACUUCCAGACAGAGGUGUGAGUGCCACACCGGACUGCCCACUGCAUAUAAAUAUAUAUAUCUCUCUAUUUUCACACUCCACUUUGGAACCACCCAGGAGCCGGCGCCCCCUCCCCUCUCCCGAGGGCUGGGCAGGGAGGCGCAGUGGACUCAGCCGGGCUGGGGGAGCCAGACACGGCAUGGCCUGGGGGGCCAGGGCCCUUCCCUGUUUCUCAGAGGCCCCCCAUCUUCACCCCAGCUAUCUGUCCCUGUCCCGGGCUGGGGAGGGGGGAGGGAAACUUUG
Molecule: messenger RNA, 4837 nt
Organism: Callorhinus ursinus (northern fur seal)
Lineage: Eukaryota; Metazoa; Chordata; Mammalia; Carnivora; Otariidae
Gene: ADGRB2
Product: adhesion G protein-coupled receptor B2
Biological process (GO): G protein-coupled receptor signaling pathway; negative regulation of angiogenesis; cell surface receptor signaling pathway
Cellular component (GO): plasma membrane
Molecular function (GO): G protein-coupled receptor activity
Source: RefSeq, a predicted model, not a curated record